UAUAGGCCAGAGUUGUAGACAACUACAAUUUACAUAACAAGGAAAAGACUAGAAUCCGGUCCACAGAAAAAUCUAUGGAAUUAGGCAAAAGUUACCCAUCUACUAAACAGGACCUCUCAUCUAUAAUUAGGCUUUAAAUCCCAAUUACCCCAUCUACUAAUUAGAACCUCUCAUCCCCCCAUACUCUCUUAAACCCCCAUUAAGGCAAUAACAAAACAAACACACCACCUCUCUCAACUACCUUAACCAACCGCCUAACCCCCCCAACCCUACCCCAUCGAUUCAAUUUUACCUAUCUAUCCAUCCCAUUCCCAUCCAUCAAAUCCCCUCUCUCUCUCUCUCUCUCUCUCUCUCUGGAAAGCUCCCCAAAGCUUUGUAGAGCUUUCAAAUUUCAAUCACGAAGGCCUUCGCUUUAAGCAAGCAAAACCCUGAAAACAAAAUAAAUCCCCCAAAAAAUAAAAUUAAAAAACAGAGAGAAACCCAGUUCAUAUCCCUCCCUCUUUCUUCAACCCAAGUCAUAAAGUUUCAAUUUUCUCUCACCUCUUCAUCUGGGUCUUCCUACAAUCCAACUUCUUCUGAUCCCAACCCUCAAAUGUGGCGGCCGUGGGGCAAAUCAACGGUUCAGAUUCACAACACGUCAUCUCCAUCCUCACCCUUCUCCUUCUCCUCCUUCAAAGACAUCCAGAAUCUCUGCGCCGACGACAACGAACACUCUCAACAACCCACAAACGCCGCCGCCAGAAGAACCUCUGCUAUUUUUCACCGCGUCCGAGUCGCCAACUCACUCCUCCGCGCCUGGUCAACUCGCCCACCCACCCAACCCCAAGAUGAAAAUUCCCCAAAACAAUCGGAGCCGUCCAUCAGCUCCAUCCCGGGCGCGGAGAAGCGCAUUGUCGUUUACUUCACGAGCCUGCGCGUGGUGAGGCCGACGUUCGAGGACUGCAGGACCGUCCGAUCAAUUCUCCGAGGGUUUCGUGUCUCGUUGGACGAACGAGAUCUGGCGAUGGACCACGGGUUCUUAACCGAGCUGCAGCAGAUUCUGGGUCAACACACUAAGUUGACUUUGCCGCGGGUUUUCAUUGGUGGGAGAUACAUAGGUGGGGCCGACGAGGUGAGAACGCUGCACGAGGCCGGCGAGCUCAAGAAGUUCGUGGAAGGCUUGCCCGCACAGGAACCGGGCGUCUGUGACACGUGCGGAGGGUACAGGUUUAUUCUGUGUGUCGAGUGUAGUGGCAGCCACAAGUUGUACACUGAGAAGAAUGGCUUCAAGAGUUGUACCUCGUGCAAUGAGAACGGCCUCAUCAGGUGCCCUUCUUGUUCAUGCGCACCACUCUAAUUUUCCCUCUAAUUUAGAAAUAACCAAAAAAAAAAAAAAAAAAAAAAUGCCCAUUUUCCUUUUUUAUUUUGAUUUGGACAUUUUUGAGUGGCAGUAGUUUUGUAGUUUUUUUGUUAUUAAAAAAAUGUUGGUGGGUGUGUAAGAAUGUGUAGGCCCAGCACAUAUGGGGUGUGCUAUGUUAAUGUCACCCAAUGGAUUAUAUGGCUUAUAAAGAUUAAUGUCAGCUAACUUUGUUUAUGAUUUUUAAA
This is a messenger RNA of Prunus avium (sweet cherry), 1584 nucleotides long. RefSeq names its product Glutaredoxin family protein. The record is from RefSeq and is a predicted model, not a curated record. Lineage: Eukaryota; Viridiplantae; Streptophyta; Magnoliopsida; Rosales; Rosaceae.